UUCAUUAGUAUUCCAUUCAUUUCUUCAUAUCUUGAGGAUUCAAACUGUAAGAGCAUAUGUCUGUUUGUGUGAGGCCACCAUCCAUAACGUAAACGUAAAUAUCUUUCUUUGUUUUACUAUCAAUCUCCAUUUCUUAUCACGACUUUCAUCAGUUUACCAUAAAUUCCCUUUUUUCGCCUUGCGGACAAUGGUCUUAAGUGUCAUUUGGCCUAAUCCGGGGUAUUAACUUUUGCUGAAAAUACCAACAGCAUCAACAAGGACAGCAACAGUCCUGGCUGGGUAUUCUUCCCAGCAGCUUACCACAAAGCGCAAUUAAUUUCCCAAAUUAUAUCCAGGCCUGCAGCACUAAAAACUAUUUGUCAUAUGUUUUGUUAUAUAAUUGGCUUGCCUGGCCAGCCUGCCGCCAGGCAAAAUACAGGAUCAAAUGCUGAUACAAACCCAGACAGGACAGAGAGGACAGACACAAUCCAAAACCCAAACAAACCCGAUUCCGAAUCAUCGACAUCGGGCAACGGGCAUUGAUAUUGUCCAGUGGGAAUCGGGGAAUUCCCGCCGACUGAAUGAGAUCGGGCAAAUUUCAUUCAUGAGCACGUCAGGCGCCACAUGAGGUCUACCUGCUUAAGCGUGGGAAAGUUGAGAGCGGCGCAGAGCAUCCCCCGCGGACACGGACACGGACACACCGUGGAGCAGGUAGGUCCGGAUGAAACAGGGCUGCUCCGCAAUUUGGACCACCAGUGGGUUAUUUGUGCGAGGCUGGGAGUUUUUGUCUCUCCACAAAAUCCCAACCGAAGACAAAUUUCCGGUUUUUCGGCCAGGCCCAAAUUUCCCACGGGUACGGCCCAGGAUGGCGUUGGCUCCUGGUAUAAAUUCGCAGGCCAUCUCUAUUCACCAUUCAGUCGAGCUAGAGAGAGCACGGAGACAACACAUCAUACCACACACGACACACAAAAUGUUCUUCAUACUCAACCUAAUCCUGGCCAUCACCGGCUCAUCGGCGGGCGUCAUUGAGCCCAUGAACUAUUACCAGUACACCCAGUUCCAGGCACCGCUCUCGUGGGAGGCCAUCACCAGCGCGGGCCUGAAGCAGGCGCUUUCCAGUUGCCAGGAUAGCUUCAAGUGGCAGCGCUGGAACUGCCCCAGCACGGACUUUGUCAAGCGGCACACUUCACCGGCUACGCCGACGCCGGAGCGAGAGGAUGUCUACGUGGCCGCCAUCUCCAUGGCCUCCAUUGUCCAUACGUUGACCAAGGAUUGCGCCAACGGAGUCAUCGCCGGCUGCGGAUGCACAGGAAACGCCUUGAACGUGCCCUGUUCCCAUGAGCCGCUCAAGGCCGUGGAACUCUACGAGAAGCGGUUUGGAAGCGGCUCGGGCGCCGCUGCCCACAACCAGAGGGUGAUCGGCUCGCUGCUGCAGCAGUCCUUAGUGCAGGAAUGCCGCUGCAAGCAACCCGGCCCGCAGGGCAAGUGCCUCGAGGAGGAGUGCGUAAAAGUGCUGAAACCGUUCGAGGCGGUGGCCCAGGACGUGCUGCAGAUGUACGACGACGCCAUCCAGCUGGACAGCACUGCCAGCAAUCUUAAGAUCAUGUGGGAGAACAUUCCCCUCGACUCGCUCGUCUUCAUGCAGGACUCACCAAAUUAUUGCGAACCAGAGGCCAGCGGCCGCUGGACGGGCACCCGAGGCCGCCAGUGCUCCAAAGAUAGCAGCGGCUCGGUGGAGGAGCGCCUCUCCUGCCAGCAGCUCUGCCGCGUCUGUGGCUACCGAGUGCGCACCCAGCACGUGCGCAGCGAGCGGCGUUGCAACUGCAAACUGGUCUGGGGGUUCCGGCUCCAGUGCGACGUUUGUGUCCAGCUGGAACGACAGUACACCUGCUACUAG
Molecule: messenger RNA, 1876 nt
Organism: Drosophila persimilis
Lineage: Eukaryota; Metazoa; Arthropoda; Insecta; Diptera; Drosophilidae
Gene: wntD
Product: wnt inhibitor of Dorsal protein
Exons: 1
Coding region: 701-1876 (391 amino acids)
Biological process (GO): multicellular organism development; canonical Wnt signaling pathway; neuron differentiation
Cellular component (GO): extracellular region
Molecular function (GO): frizzled binding; cytokine activity
Source: RefSeq, a predicted model, not a curated record